UAAUUCAAGUGCAAUCACACUCUACCACACACUCUCUAGUAGAGAGAUCAGUUGAUAACAAGCUUUAUUAACAAUGGCGGCUUCCAUUGGAGCCUUAAAAUCUUCACCUUCUUCUAACAAUUGCAUCAAUGAGAGAAGAAAUGAUUCUACACGUGCAGUAUCCAGCAGAAAUCUCUCAUUUUCGUCUUCUCAUCUCUCCGGAGACAAGUUGAUGCCUGUGUCGUCGUUACGUUCCCAAGGAGUCCGAUUCAAUGUGAGAAGAAGUCCAUUGAUUAUGUCGCCUAAGGCUGUUUCUGAUUCGCAGAAUUCACAGACAUGUCUAGACCCAGAUGCUAGCCGGAGUGUUUUGGGAAUUAUUCUUGGAGGUGGAGCUGGGACCCGACUUUAUCCUCUAACUAAAAAAAGAGCAAAACCAGCAGUUCCACUUGGAGCAAAUUAUCGUCUGAUUGACAUUCCUGUAAGCAAUUGCUUGAACAGUAACAUAUCCAAGAUCUAUGUUCUCACACAAUUCAACUCUGCCUCCCUGAAUCGCCACCUUUCACGGGCAUAUGCUAGCAAUAUGGGAGGAUACAAAAACGAGGGCUUUGUGGAAGUUCUUGCGGCUCAACAAAGUCCAGAGAACCCCGAUUGGUUCCAGGGCACGGCCGAUGCUGUCAGACAAUAUCUGUGGUUGUUUGAGGAGCAUACUGUUCUUGAAUACCUUAUACUUGCUGGAGAUCAUCUGUAUCGAAUGGAUUAUGAAAAGUUUAUUCAAGCCCACAGAGAAACAGAUGCUGAUAUUACCGUUGCCGCACUGCCAAUGGACGAGAAGCGUGCCACUGCAUUCGGUCUCAUGAAGAUUGACGAAGAAGGACGCAUUAUUGAAUUUGCAGAGAAACCGCAAGGAGAGCAAUUGCAAGCAAUGAAAGUGGAUACUACCAUUUUAGGUCUUGAUGACAAGAGAGCUAAAGAAAUGCCUUUCAUUGCCAGUAUGGGUAUAUAUGUCAUUAGCAAAGACGUGAUGUUAAACCUACUUCGUGACAAGUUCCCUGGGGCCAAUGAUUUUGGUAGUGAAGUUAUUCCUGGUGCAACUUCACUUGGGAUGAGAGUGCAAGCUUAUUUAUAUGAUGGGUACUGGGAAGAUAUUGGUACCAUUGAAGCUUUCUACAAUGCCAAUUUGGGCAUUACAAAAAAGCCGGUGCCAGAUUUUAGCUUUUACGACCGAUCAGCCCCAAUCUACACCCAACCUCGAUAUCUACCACCAUCAAAAAUGCUUGAUGCUGAUGUCACAGAUAGUGUCAUUGGUGAAGGUUGUGUGAUCAAGAACUGUAAGAUUCACCAUUCCGUGGUUGGGCUCAGAUCAUGCAUAUCAGAGGGAGCAAUUAUAGAAGACUCGCUUUUGAUGGGGGCAGAUUACUAUGAGACUGAUGCUGACAGGAAGCUGCUGGCUGCAAAGGGCAGUGUCCCAAUUGGCAUCGGCAAGAAUUGUCACAUUAAAAGAGCCAUUAUCGACAAGAAUGCCCGUAUAGGGGACAAUGUGAAGAUCAUUAACAAAGACAACGUUCAAGAAGCGGCUAGGGAAACAGAUGGAUACUUCAUCAAGAGUGGGAUUGUCACCGUCAUCAAGGAUGCUUUGAUUCCAAGUGGAAUCGUCAUCUGAAGGAAUGCGUUUUAACUUGGUUGUCCUCCUAGAUUUUGGCUAAACAGCCAUGAGGUAGAAACGUGCCGAACUUUUAUUUUCCUGUGCUGUAGAAAUCUAGUGUACAUCUUGCUUUUAUGAUACUUCUCAUUACC
Molecule: messenger RNA, 1773 nt
Organism: Solanum stenotomum
Lineage: Eukaryota; Viridiplantae; Streptophyta; Magnoliopsida; Solanales; Solanaceae
Product: glucose-1-phosphate adenylyltransferase small subunit, chloroplastic/amyloplastic
Exons: 9
Coding region: 74-1639 (521 amino acids)
Biological process (GO): glycogen biosynthetic process
Molecular function (GO): glucose-1-phosphate adenylyltransferase activity
Source: RefSeq, a predicted model, not a curated record